UUUCCCUUGACUACAAUAAAGUUCAAUUUAAUUGGAACAUGAUAUUUAUAGAUUCGUUCUUGGAAAGGAAGUAAAUUCAGUUUAAUAUUUACCGUAACUACAGAAAUUGUUUUUUUUCUCUCAGUUUCUUUUCAUUUUACACACAAUCAUUUAUCUUCGUAUUUUUUUUCAACGGGAAAUUAUAUGUUGUGUUGUGGAUUACUUAGUAACAAUUAGAUUUCCUCAAUCGGAUAGUCAACACUAAAGUUUAGUUCAAAGUUUGACUUUUAAAUAUCUUCUAAAUAUGGCAGUAUCGGGACGAAAGGUACCUGAUUUUCAAGGUUCUUUAUCCAAGGGCUCAGCAGAGGACUUUGAUCAUAGAUGUGAACCAUGUUUGGCGAUUGGUCAGCAAAUAGAAGCUCAUGGAUUUUGUGUGGACUGUCAAGAAUACCUGUGUAAGAACUGCUUUGGUUAUCAUCAAAGAACGAAGGCUUCAAAGCAUCAUCAGCUGGUAAACAAAGAUAAUAUGGAUAAACAUGCUGUUAUCAAGGAGUCAGACGAAUGCACCGAAAAGUGUCAUGUGCACAAAAAGGAAGUGAUUAAAUUUUUCUGUCCAAAGCACGAAGUUCUCGGCUGCAACGAUUGUAUGGUCCUGAAUCACAGAGCUUGUGACAUUGACUAUAUACCUGAUAAAUGUGCAAGUAUUGGGGACAGUUUAGAGUUCAGAGAGGUACUGAGGGAACUUGAUCAAAAAGUAAAUGAGGCUGAUCAUAUUAUAAAGCAGGCUUCAAAUAGAGAAAAAGAAUUAGAUUCUUGCUAUGAUAAGCUGCUCAAAGAAAUUAAAAUGUUUCGCAAAGAGAUAAAUGAUCGCUUAGACCAGCUACAAAAGAAAAUCCAGACAGAUGCUGACAAAAAGAAAUCCACAGAUAAACAAACGGUAAAUAAGGUUCUUGAAAUGUGUACAAAACUUUCUUCAGAUAUCAAACAACUACGGUCAAGACUACAAGAUUACAAAGCCUCACAGCAGAAGGGACAGCUUUACAUUACAAUGAAACAAGCUAAAUCCAAACUAAAGUCAGAAGAAAUAAAGGAGGCAGACAGAAGUUUAGAAAAGACAAACAUGCAAUACACAUUUGAGCAAAACCAAGACCUGAAAAACAUGCUUUCAAGACAAGAUGCAUUUGGAAAGCUCAGUAUUUCGUCUAUUCUUGUAACUUCAAAUAUCAGGAAACCUUUCGACAAAUUAACCCGCAAAGAAAACAUAAAUAUAAAGACGAAGUCAGAUCGGAAUGAAUGCUGGAUUACAGGAUGUGUUGUUCUGUCCUCAAACAAACUUGUGGCGGCUGACAAUAACAAUGAUAAACUGAAAGUUGUUGACAUAAAAAAUAAAGAUGUAAUAGAAGAGAUAACACUUUCUUCAGGACCAUGGGACAUUGCAGUGAUGCCUCAGGGUCAUAUUGCUGUGACGAUGCCAGUUAAGAAAGAAAUCCGUAUCAUGACAACAGCAGGUAAACUGUCAACUGUCCGCAAAUUUCCAGCUAAAGGAAAAUGUAGAGGUAUAGCUUAUCAUGAGGGUCAUCUCUAUGUAGUUUGCAGUGACCCGAAGUGUGUAUAUGUUACAGAUACACAAUGUAACGUACAGAACGCAAUUAAACUGGAUGACAAGAUAUUUUACACACCAGACUACUUACUGCUGAGAAAGGAUCUGAGACAUAUCUUCAUCAGUGACUGGGGUAACGACAUUGUCGUCAGUAUAACAUUACAAGGUGAUAUAUCUGCUGAAUACAAAAACAAACACUUUAAAUGCCCACGGGGAAUGAUGAUACUAGACGAUGGAUCAUUGCUGGUGUGCUGCAGUAAAAGUAAAAGUAAUAGCAGCAUAUGUCGUAUCUCGGGUGAUUUGAAGCAAUGUCACACAAUGAUAGAUGAUCUGUCAUACCCGUACUCUGUGUGCCAUAAUCGUGAUGCACAUGAGGUCUAUGUCGGAUGUGACGAUGAUCAGAUGGUUGUGUUCAGUUCAAAAUAAUGCGUUUUAUGACAUAGCAAACAGAUUGGGUCAUGUAAAAAUACAAUAUUGUGUCAUUCAUAUUUCAUAUGCAUUCUUUAAAAGAUGUUACAGGAAUGGAUGAAAUAAUUCUAAACAUUUAGAAUCUAAUCCCUAAUAAUCAGAAAACAAUUUUAACCGCUUACACAAAAGUGAUAAACUAGAAAACAGUUAUAACUGUUUAAUGAAAUUUGAAGCAGUUUAAUUCUGACUGAACUAUUGAUAAUAUAAUCACAUUCUGAAUUUUGUUACAUCCUCUAUUUAUGUUGUACAUGUACCUAUAUAUGAAAAUAAUCGUUUUCCGGGGCAGAUACAGGAUUUUGGUUAGAGUGCAUGGUGUUUUAGGGCAUCCAGAAUAUCUUCAUUUUACAAGUUUGUUAUCUAAAUAGAUCUAAUAUUUUAAAUAUAUAGUAGGCUAAA
This is a messenger RNA of Mercenaria mercenaria, 2443 nucleotides long. RefSeq lists its product as uncharacterized. The coding region runs from base 284 to 2005 and encodes 573 amino acids. Lineage: Eukaryota; Metazoa; Mollusca; Bivalvia; Venerida; Veneridae. The record is from RefSeq and is a predicted model, not a curated record. The transcript has a single exon.